AUGGACUCACAACCGAUCGUUCGUGACCUUGUCUUAGCGAACCUUGUUCCAUCAAUAGGGCCGUCUACCGAAACCUGUGUGCAACUAGUUGAGAGUGAGAAAAAUCCAUUUGGCCACACAAUAGUGAACACACGAAAUGAUACCGUAUCCGAUCCUCAAGAUCUUGUUAAUUUAGCUCGACAGAUUGAAACAUGCGAUGCAUUCGUACGCGCCAAUGUUUCCAACCGUUUGCAAGUCAUUGUCAAUCAAAUGAAUUAUCUGAGACAAGAAGCGCAACGUACACUGUUGAAAGCACGGCGUGAUGAUGAAUUAAAUCAUUGUGCUUGCAACCUUGUACGUCGACCUGGCCAAGUCUAUUACCAUUAUGAAAGGCAAAGUGGCCAGAGAUACUUAUCGAUUAUGCAUCCACAAGAUUGGUCAUCACCUGUGAAAAGUAGCGGAUGUCCGCAUCGAUUUCUAGGUGCUUACAGACUUGAAUAUGACAAUUCUUGGACUCGGCAACCGACCGAUUACGACGAAGGGUUGGAUGAUCCAUUGGAUGAAUUGAAAGCACAGAAAGCCAACGAUUCGAAACAAAAUCAGAAAAUGCUUGAAUUUCUUAUUAAGCCAUAA
Adineta ricciae is the source of this 612-nucleotide messenger RNA. NCBI's taxonomy places the organism in Eukaryota, Metazoa, Rotifera, Eurotatoria, Adinetida, Adinetidae. The record is from the annotation of a GenBank genome assembly.